Messenger RNA from Hydractinia symbiolongicarpus, 1513 nucleotides. RefSeq names its product LIM domain only protein 3-like. Lineage: Eukaryota; Metazoa; Cnidaria; Hydrozoa; Anthoathecata; Hydractiniidae. The transcript has 2 exons. The record is from RefSeq and is a predicted model, not a curated record. The coding region runs from base 643 to 1278 and encodes 211 amino acids.
CUAACGAGAUCUCCUCGGGCAAGCAUUCCUAUGCGCCACAAAUACCAUGCGACUAAGUCAGUUACAAGAUAGAUUGCUCUUAUCAUUAUUAUUAAGAGUGAAAGGUGAAGAGUGAAGUACAAAUGUUGCACUAAAUUGUUCGCCAAUAUUGACCAAAAGUUGUCCUUUUCCAAACCCUUUUUUCUGUUCCCUUAAUUGGUGCAAUAUAAUACAUCCCGCAGAGGUUAUCUAACACAGGUUCAUUUUGAUUGAAAGAUUGAUACCAGAAACUUGACUUGAAAUCCUGCAUCGGUGUAAACAAAAAUCGCUAUGUGGAGAGCAUUAUUUCUUGGCUGAAAAUUUCAUCUUUAUUAUGAUGUGUUUUUUUUUCAUCAUCAACUUGUGCUUAAUUAAACAUAAAAAUAUACAGUGCAUUUUAAUUAUGUCUUCUUUGUAGCCCUAGUAAUGGUUUUAAUCUAUUUAAUUAAGAUCCUUUCUUGACAAUUACGUGGCGAUGGCUCAUUACAGGGUUAAAGUAAAGUGUAUGUUUAAUUCUUAUCAUAUUUUCUCUGUUGGUCUCACACAAGUAACAUGUGAUGUAAUAGAAUAGAGCUGCAUAAGCAUCGUUAUCCUAAAAACGUUGUUUAAGAGUGUGAGGAAAAUAUGGGAGAUGCGAAACACUUUAUUGUUUGCACUUUAAAGCUAAGUGCAAACCCGUUUAUUGACAAGCAUGAUGUAACGACUAAAUUGUCCUCCUCAAGAGACUGCAAUGGGAGGAAAAGGAAGGAAAUUCGAAGAAAGGACAUGCAAACGUUAAAAAACAAAUGUGCUGGAUGUAACAAGAGAAUAAGGAGCCGUUAUUUGAUAAUCGCGCUUGAGAAAACAUGGCACGAAAAAUGCUUAAAGUGUGAUUGCUGCAAAGAGAUAUUGUACAGCUUUGAAAAUCCUUGUCUUUACCACAAGGGUGAUCAGAAGUUAUGUCGCUUGGAUUAUUUAAGAUCACAAGAAUUUUGCGGAGUUUGCCAAGUAUGUGGGAAUGGCAUUACUCCAGCAGAAGAAACCCUGUACGAAAAAAAUUCAUAUCACCAAGAUUGUUUUCGUUGCAUAAUAUGCCACCUAAAAUUCAAGCAGGCUGACUUUAUUGGAAUGCGCCGUACUGAUGAACUGUAUUGCUGGCUCCAUUAUGAAAAGAAAAUACCAGAAAGUUGUAUGCGCAAAACAGAGGGUUGUACGCACAAAGAUGUUGGAUCAACAAACACAAACUUUUUAUCUUUUUUGUCGUUUUUGCAAAACGAGUAAAAUACAUUCCACAUUUUCAUGAUCACACACAAAAUACAUAUUUCUGGCAUCUAGAGCAGUCAGAUACGUUAUUACUAUACUUGUUAAUGUUAAAAAUAGAGAGUUGAAUAAAUAUUCUGUAAAUAAGUAAAACAAAUUAUGCUAAAGAUGAUGCCGCCACUGGGAUUUAUAGAACUUGUUUACCUACGUAUGACCAAGACGAGACAAGUGGUAAGUUUCUAAAGGACACGUGGAA